AUGGCCACAGCGGCUUUCCAGGACUCAGCACCAGCUCAGCUCCGCUUCCCUCUGGGCACAGCCACUCUGCCGUGGGGCAGCACCAUCACCAUGCACGUCUCCAGGCCCAAAUCUGCCAAGGGACAGAGGCCAAGCUUGAGCCACUGUCAGGGCACGGAAGCCUGUCCGUGCCAUGUGCCAAGUUCCCUGCCGGCAGCCUCUCCUCGGGAACUGGUGAAGAGCCGGAGAGCGCCGCUCACAAAAGCGGCGUUCCCUCCUGCCAAGGUGUCUCCUGGGAAAAUCCCAAAGCUCCUGCAGCAAGUGCCUUUGAAGACCUCCUCCUCCUCCUCCUCCUCCUCCUCCCUGAACAGGUACCGGGUGCUCCCCUCCAUCGGCCGGAAGGGCACAGGGAGCAGCGCCGUGGAAGCCUUGGCUGAACGCACCAACCGGCUGGGAGUGAGCGAGGGCCAGGAGGAUGCUCCAAAAGCCACCAAGGCUUUUUCUGGAGGACAGGGAUCUGCCAGCACACUGUCAGGAAGUGGCAUUCCCACUGAAGAGAGCUCACAUGUGCACUGUGCCCCUGAGCAGUGGGGAGGGCAGGGGAGGCAGGAGAGCCCCUGGGUGCUCCCUGCAAGCCUGGAAGAGCCGCACGUGCUGCUCGCUGUCCGCUCUCCCUCUGGGCAGAGGUUUGAGCACCACUUCAAGCCCUCUGACAGCCUCCAGACCGUCCUUGCUGUGGCAGGACAGAAACUGUUGGCCAACUACCAACACUGCAGCCUUGAAACCAUGGAGGUGCCCCGGAGGAGCUUCUCUGACCUUACCAAGUCCCUUCAGGAGUGCAGGAUCCUGCCCAAGUCCGUGCUGUGCAUCCGACAGGACGAGCAGCAUGAUGCAGCAGAUCUUUAGGCACACAGACACUGUGGUCCUUCUGCUCAGUAAGCUGCAUUGCUUCUUCAAAAAACUGAGAGUCUGAUGCUUCCUGCACCUAGUUCUUAAUCUUCUAUCUCCCACAAAAUCCCCAGGAAGCAGAGUUAGGGAUAUCUAAUAGUACUUGAAAUAGUAUUUCAGAAAAUAGUAUUUCAGAUGCAUUAACCUGAUUCAUACAGAACAGCCUGUGUCACCUGUGCCAUCACAAAUUUCUGCCUCAGCACCACCAACCUUCAGCCUUUCUGGUUUGUUGAAGUUCCUGAUGUUCUUUGAAAACUCAGGUUUCCAAGACCUCUCCUCUUGUCCUUUUCCAUGUUUUGGGAAGGUACCACUUCUCUGAAUGCAGAAGCACCAUUUGGGAAGGUAGAAACAGAACUGGUUUAGCUACAGGACCACCUUCAAUAGCUUAUCAUUAUCCUAAAUGUCUUCUCAAGAGACUGAAAAGGAGAUCAAACCCCAAACCCAUCUGGAAAUAACAGUAGUAACACAGGAAUGAGUUAUUGUGAAGUAUUAAAUUGCAAGACUG
Agelaius phoeniceus (red-winged blackbird) is the source of this 1432-nucleotide messenger RNA. RefSeq names its product UBX domain protein 10 (gene UBXN10). Gene Ontology annotation, molecular function: protein binding. The record is from RefSeq and is a predicted model, not a curated record. Lineage: Eukaryota; Metazoa; Chordata; Aves; Passeriformes; Icteridae.